AUAAUGUUUUUUCUCUUUUUUUAUGGGGUAAAUCUAGAUAAAAAAGCAAAAAUAUAGUCGUUGAACUUGUAGACCAGUGUGCCUUUUGUUUCUGGGCAACGCAUGACAUAUCAGGUGUGCUUAGAAACACGGUGAAAGUCUAGCGUUUAAGUUUUAUGUAAGAUGUCGCAGUAAAAUUCGGUGUAGAAAUUUGUAAAUCAAAAUUUGGUUCGUAACGCACAUAAGAACACACACGCCUACACCGCCAAGCAGUUCAACAGACGUGCAAGCAGUUCAAAGGCGGUGCAGUAGCAACAAUAUCCCCGCAGCAACAUGUCGCAUCAUCAGCACGUUAUUUCGGAGUCUGCCGCUUUCCGUUUGCUAAAUGGCUUGGUGGCCACCGGCAGUGCCACGCCCCUUGCCGUUCAACCGCCUACCGCGCCACCAGCGGAAGUCAGCUGUUCGCCGGAAAUAAGUCCGCCGACUGGCCAAUUGCCCGGUGGCACACCCACCGCCUCGAUGGCCGCGUUGGAAAUAUCGUCGGCGCGCCAAAGGAUGUUGCCACCGAUAACGCGACGUAGUUCGCAGGAGAGCGUCCAUUCGGCGAACGAGAAUGGCAACUCGUGCCGCAUCUGCCGCUGGAACCGCAGCGACAUGGAGAUCAUCAAGUGCCCGUGCAGUUGCAAGGGCAGCGUGGGUUUCAUCCAUCUGAAGUGCCUAAAGCGCUGGAUUAUGCACAGGCGGGAUAAUCGCUGCGAGAUCUGCAAUGCGGUCUUCGACAUCUCGGAGGAGCGUGUUAGCCUGAAGCAGAUGAUGCGAACCUUCUGCUGCGGUCGCUGUUGCGGCCUGAUUGUGAAACACCUGCUUUUCAGUGCCUCGCUGAUGCCACUGGCCCACAUAAUUCUACAGCAGGUUCUGCAGUGCAUGGACAAUCUUAACCAAGGCAGUACCGAGCAGCUCACCGUCCAGGAGGUUUUUGUCGCCUCCUGCGCCCUGCUCACCUCCAGCGCCCUAUUCUUUCACUUCUUCGAGUUCGUGACCACCCGCUGUCUGCUCAUCCGGAACAUCCUGCGCCACUGGUGGAUGUUCGGCAGCACCUCCGACUUUGCCCUGGUGGAGAUCGAGGACGACUCCGUCGAUCUUUUUUGAUGAGGAGAGGAUAAUGGGCCAUGACAGCCGACGAUGAAGAAAGAUGAAGGACGGCAAAGGCCGUAGUUCAUGUGCUUGUAUUUUCCCACCGACCAUGAACAUCUUAGAUGAUUUCACCAAGAUCCAGUAAUAACAGAUUUCAAUAUUCAAUAAAGUAAAUUCCCAAACUUCA
Messenger RNA from Drosophila rhopaloa, 1300 nucleotides. RefSeq names its product E3 ubiquitin-protein ligase MARCHF7. Gene Ontology annotation, molecular function: ubiquitin-protein transferase activity; zinc ion binding. Gene Ontology annotation, biological process: protein ubiquitination. The coding region runs from base 313 to 1128 and encodes 271 amino acids. Lineage: Eukaryota; Metazoa; Arthropoda; Insecta; Diptera; Drosophilidae. The record is from RefSeq and is a predicted model, not a curated record. The transcript is spliced from 3 exons.